Messenger RNA from Solenopsis invicta (red fire ant), 4552 nucleotides. It is a transcript of the gene lqfR, whose product is annotated as telomere length regulation protein TEL2 homolog. The coding region runs from base 1 to 4329 and encodes 1442 amino acids. The record is from RefSeq and is a predicted model, not a curated record. Gene Ontology annotation, cellular component: cytosol. NCBI's taxonomy places the organism in Eukaryota, Metazoa, Arthropoda, Insecta, Hymenoptera, Formicidae. Gene Ontology annotation, biological process: protein stabilization; telomere maintenance via telomerase. The transcript has 8 exons. Gene Ontology annotation, molecular function: Hsp90 protein binding; telomeric repeat DNA binding.
AUGAUGAACAUGUGGAAAGUGCGGGAGCUGAUGGACAAGGCGACUAAUGUCGUGAUGAAUUAUACGGAAACGGAGGCCAAAGUUCGGGAGGCAACCAAUGACGACGCAUGGGGUCCCACAGGUGCAAUGAUGCAAGAACUGGCUCAGGCCACAUUCACGUACGAGCAAUUUCCAGAGGUAAUGUCCAUGCUCUGGAAGAGGAUGUUGCAAGAGAAUAAACGAAAUUGGCGACGAACGUACAAGUCAUUGCUCCUCCUUAAUUACUUAGUUCGUAAUGGCUCGGAACGGGUCGUUACAUCGUCACGCGAACACAUCUAUGACCUCAGGUCUUUGGAAAAUUACACCUUUAUUGAUGAAUUUGGAAAAGAUCAAGGAAUUAACAUUAGACAUAAAGUUAGGGAAUUAAUCGAUUUUAUUCAAGACGAUGACAAACUUAGGGAGGAAAGGAAAAAAGCCAAGAAAAAUAAGGAUAAAUACGUUGGCUUAUCGAGCGAAGCGAUGGGAAUGAGAUUUGGAGGUGGUGACAGAUGGAUGGAUAAUCCUAAAUGGAACAAAUCCGGCGCAGAAACGUAUAACGACUGGGACAGUCGCGGAAAAGGAUUUGAGGAUGCAAAUAACAGCGACGAUGGCGAAAGAGAAGACUCGGACAAUGAUACUAGUCCAAAGAAAGGUGGAAGAGAAUAUAGAGAUACGUUAGACAAUAUAAGUCAAGUUGGUAAAUCUGCUCAAACAUCAGUAUCUUCUACAAAUGCAUCUCCGGCACGAACAAUGAGAACUAUCAAAAAAGUAGAUCUCGGAGCGGCAGCAAAUUAUGGAAAAGAGCAAUCUAAUAAUAGUACACUGGUACAAAAAAAUAAUAGUUUAUCAUCGCCGAAGAAUCAACAAAAGACCAAAAAUGAUAUAUUAAAUGACAUUUUUGAAUCGCAAAGCGACAAUAGUAGACUAGACGAUGAUGAUUUCAAUCCACGAGCAAAUACUCAGUCAUUUGCUCAACCGCAAAAUGCAAAUGCGGAUUUUGGCGAUUUUACUAGCGCCUUUAAUAAUCCCGCGACGAAUCCUGUUAAGACGAAAGACAGCGAUGAAUUUGCCGAUUUCACAUCUGCCUUUAACAAUGUCGUUAUAUCUAAUCCUCCAAGUCAGCCACAAUCGCAAAUCAAUUUGAUGGGUGUAACAAUACCAACUGUAAAUAAUCCGAUAGCGAAUAAUAUGAAUAAUAGUAACAUGAUGUAUAAUGCAAUGCAAACCGCAAGCACAACAGCAACUACUGGAACUCCCGUUACUCAAAAGACAUCUAAUGAUUUAUUUGAUUCCUUGUCGUUACCAGAUCUUAAUAAUCAAGUCACAAAUAAUAAUACAGUGACGUCAAAUACGGAUCUCUUGUCGGACUUGGAUGGUUUGAAUGCCCCAGCCAUGAGGUUAUCCGAUGGACGAAUAAAUAGCUCUAACAAUUCGAACAUUUUUAUAGGAAUGAACAAUACACCUACUAGUACCGUAAAUUACGCAGCCUGUAAAUACGAAGAGAGCAUCGUGUCGAUCGAGAAUCUCUCCAAUAAUGCCGCCAAUCAAUUAUUGGAAGUAUUGUGCACCAUGCGCGACAUUAAAAGUCACGCUGAUUUGGAGAAAAUAAGAUCGUCCGUUACGAACUACGUCAGAUUUUUACCGGGGCCUGUUACUCCGCAAAAGUACAGUGGUCUUGAUCUCGACAUGAGAGUGGAUGCCAUAUUGUACGGAAGAAUUUUGGAAGAGAUAAUCGAUAAAUUCGAUCAUGAUUGGCCGCUAAAUGAAGACGGCCUGGAUCCUACGAUCGAAAAGUUGAUGAUCGUUGAUGGUGCAACCGUUUUUAUGUUAGUAGAAGCCUUAAGAGCUUUAACUACCGCAUUAAAUGAGUCUAAAAAUGAGAAGAAAACUCACGUUAUUUCAAUGUUAUUAAACAAUCUGUUAAAGAGCGAGGAGAUAUUUUCGGGGAUAUUGAACGUGUGUAGGGACGAAGAGCGAUCUCAUAUGCAGGAGGAGGAACUCGAUCAGAUUUGGCGAAGUGCGACACAAAUUUUAAUCUCUCUACCCAGUCGCGUAUCAAAUAAACUGCAGUUCACCACGCCGAAAUCUUAUACGCCGCAAGUUUAUGUGAAGCUCCUCUGUUUUCACAUAUCUUGCGCGAUAUCGUUUAUCAAUGAGUUAUGCAAAUAUGGCAUUAAAUCAAAAAUAUCUGUACUCUCAUUUUUAAUCAGCAAGAUUGUAGUUAGCUUGAAGCCAUGCGAUUUCAUGUGUUUUGUUGAUAUUUUUGAAGAGUGGUGCCUCGAAAAUAAAAGGAACGAGCGACGUCUAGUCGAAGAUAUAUUUCGCGGAUUGGAUUCGACCGCCAUUGAGCACAUAGCCGUUUUGUUCUUAAAACGUUGCGAUUCUGAACUCGGUGUGCGUCCCAUUUUCGGCAAUUUAUUAACGGACUCGAAUUGGAGGUACAUUUUAACGACCAAAAUUCCUUUAAUGCGUUAUUACGAGGACGAAAAGCUAAUUAUAAAUUUAAUUUCCUAUCUGUCAUCUUUUUCGAACAAAGAUAACAUUUUAUCAGAAUUACUGAUCAAGCUUUUGGAAAUUUGGAGGGAUAAAAGUAUUUUGAAUCAUGUAUCUGCGGAACAGCACAAAUACAUUACAAAGCUGAUUGUCCUGUCUGUAAAAACUUGUAAAGAUCUUUUAAGUAGUGCUGAAAAGGACCAGUGUCAGAAACUCUUGCUUUCUGGAGUAUCCGUCCAUCUCGAGUGUACAAAUAUAACUUUGAGAGCGAUGGGUAUGAUGGUCGCCGAGAUUUGUAUAAAUUCUUUGUGUAACACCGAUAACGCACCGAAAUUAAAAUUCGAAUACGAUAGCAUGCCUGCACCAGUAUUGGAAUUGCUUCAAUCUUUAAAGGAUCUAAAUACGCUUGAAAUGACUGUAAAUAUACAAGAACAAUACGAGCGAAGUGGCGACUUAAUAGCCGGAAAUAUUGUUUUUGAUUCUGUGAGUAGCAGGAAAAUCUACGAAUUGGGUGUUGAUUGUGACAUCUUACCCAGUAUUGAAAAUCUGUCGAGCGAAAAAAUUGAAGCAAAUAUACACGUUUCAGAAAAUAGCGAGAUAAGAGAUAAUCUAACGAAGAAGAAUGAAACGAAACAACAGGCGAAGCUGGAUUACGAUGACGAUUCGGAUCUAGACAGUGACGAUGAUUUGGUUCCUUACGAUAUGAGCGACAGUAAACCAUCCAGUAAGAUACGCCCGACGUAUCUACGAGAUUUGGUCGAUAAUUUAACGGAUGAACGUACUUUUUCCAAUCCCGAUGUUUUCUCCGAAUCUCUGCUAGUCUGCGAAGAACUAAUAUUGACGCAGUUACCGAACGAUGAUGUGUCUUUUGCGAUAGAACUCCUGCAACUUCUCGUCACGUUAAGGCAGCAUUCUUAUGUGGAGAAUUUUGAACGUGUCAUUUUCAAAUGUUGCGUGGCGAUUGUAACUGUGCGCCCGAAGGAAUGCGCAGAGUUUCUCUGCAAAGAAUUUUACGAGGACAUGGGGAAGUACUCAUUGAGCCAUCGCUUGCUGUUCUUAGAUAUAUUGGCCGAGUCCGCCAGGCAAUUAUCAAAAAUUGAUGUCGGCGACACAGAUAGCGCCGAUACUACCGUAGAUACUGUAAUCAAGAAGAAACGAAUUCCGAGCCGUAUAUCACUUUUCAUCGAUACGCAAGAGAAUAAAAGACAACAAGAAUGGUAUGACGAAGACUUCGACAUUGAUCUGAAAGCGUCGGAAAAUCAAUCUACAAAUUGGCAAGAGAUCGUCGAUAAAAGAAUUGAGUCUCGUACGAGACGAUUUGCGCAUCAUUCCAAAUCUCCCAAGUUACAUAUUAAUUAUUUUGGAAAUGUAGUUUCUUCAUUUUUUUAUCCGCUUCUGCAUGGUUUUGGCCAUCGUGAUAUCCUUAAGCUUAGUAACUUGAACACUUACCAAGAUCAGGAAAAUAUUUUGCUGCUACGUUAUUUGAAAACGUUGUCCGCCAUAAUGUUGGCGGCGCAAAAUUGUCCGCUGGCAUCGAAGAUGGGCAAAGAGAUAUUGGAGCUUAUGUGGACAGUGAGGAAUCACUAUGAGGCGACAGUGCGAUUAGCCGUUACAGAAAAUAUCGGAUCUGUACUAAUUGCAGUGCCAAAGGAUGCUAUCAUCAACGAAUUGUCUGAGCCUUUAAUGGAAAUAAAAGAAUGGCUUGUGUUGUCGCAGAACGUCGUUAAUGGCGAACAUGAUGCAAAUUGCAGAGCCUUAAACGCGAAAGUGCUCUCUUUUAUUUAUUUGAUCAUAAGCUCCACUUUUAAUGAUGUAUAGAUUAAUUGAGAGUUAAUUAUUGUUAGAACACUAGAAUAGAACAUUUAUUAUUAGAAAGAACUUGUGCCAUUUUUACAAUAUUAUCAUCAUUUAUAUGAAUAUUAUGUAUGUACAAUUCCAUUUAGACUAUAUUUUGUUUUUAGAAUUAAUUUUUGUAUGUGCGAGAGGUACAAAUUAUGAACUAUAUUAUAUAUGUAAUUUAAAUAUAAAAAAAGCUUUGUUA